AUGCCCCACCUCUCCGCCUCAGCUCCAGUCCAUUCUCGACCCUUUUACUUCCGGAAGGGCGAAGCGCGCAUCAACAGUGCUAUAUAUCAUGUCGCACGCCAAGGCCAACUCACACCCUCCCCCAAAGGCGAUUCCAGCAACGGCAGCGAUGACCGGUACGGAAAGUCCUUCAACAGUGGUGACGAGGGUGUUAAGCUUUUUGACAGCAUCUGA
Messenger RNA from Colletotrichum destructivum, 213 nucleotides. RefSeq lists its product as uncharacterized. Lineage: Eukaryota; Fungi; Ascomycota; Sordariomycetes; Glomerellales; Glomerellaceae. The transcript has 2 exons. Bases 1 to 213 code for a protein of 70 amino acids. The record is from RefSeq and is a predicted model, not a curated record.